UCACGGUGAAAGACUUGUUGAUGAUGGCGCAAAAUUGGCGCUUAAUUUUUCUUACAUUAUCGUUAUGUAUUUCUACGCUUUACAGCCAGUUGCCGAAGAAAGAAAAAUACUACGCUAUUAAGGAGGAUAUUCCUCGCAUCAAAUGUGAAACAUGUCAAAAGGCGGUUAAGUAUUUAUAUGGCAAAACCCAUGAUAUGCGGACAGCUGAGGGUGGAACAUCGAAAUCGAGAAAGCUUGAAGAAGAUAAAGUAAUCGACCUUGUGGAGAAAUCCUGCAAUCCAGAGAAAGAGGAAGGAAGUUGGAUUUCAAAAAUAGACCUUGUGGAAAAGAAUGGAGAGCUAAGACUUUCUGAGCAGUUUGAUGUUGGAAAAUGCAAAAGAGAAUGUCAGACUGUUUCAAAGGCUUGCGAGGAGUCUAUAGGGGACAUAGACACAGAUCUGGCAGAAUUGCUAUGGAAAGACAGAUUAACUUUAUCAAAAUUGACCAAUGAAGUUUGCUAUUCCAUGUCAAGUGCAUGCAAAGGAAAGAAACUAAAGCUGAAGGCUGGAGAAAGAAAAAUUGAUGAAGAGUUUCAUGUGAUGACUGAAGAUGAAAAGAAAGCAGAUGAAGUUUUAAAACAAAUGAGAGGAAUGCCUGGAAUGCCAGGCAUGGAAAUGUACUCCAGAGAGGACAUAGAAAAGAUGCAAGACCAGCUUGGUGAUCACAGAAAAGAAAAUGUUGAGGGUGAAGAGGUGUUGGACAGUGAAGGAAACCUUUUCCAUGGAGAAGAAGUUAGCUUCCUACAAACAGUUUUGAAUGGACUAUCAUUGCUCUGGUCUUGGUUAAAGAGCCUUUGUGGAUUCCGGAAUAACUCAUCAGGAGAAUGUCUUGUCGAUAUUUGCACGUUGGCAGUAACGAAUUCAUGGUUUAUCGCAUGUGCGUUUUAUACUCAUGUGGCCAUGAAACCGGCUUUGAAAUGGCCGUUACAGAUGGCGCUAAUGGACAAACUAUCCUGGAGAUUACAGAGCACCUUCCUUAUCGGCUUGAUUGGCCUCUCAAGUAAAAUAUUUUUAGAAUGGUUUAACUCAGUCAGAAAGUACAAUUUUGAUAUUUUGGAGAGGAGUGCUAAAGACAGACCAGAUGGGGUUCCAUUAGUUACAGUGUGUAACCAUACAUCUUGUCUUGAUGAUCCAUGUCUAUGGGGACUUGUACAAUUGAAAAGUGUUCUAAACUCAAGCAAACAGAUUCGAUGGACUCUUGGUGCCCAAGAACUUCUAUUUUCAACUCCUUUCCGUACCUUCUUAUUUAGCAGAGCUAAGGCAAUUCCUGUUAUCAGAGGUGAUGGUAUUUUUCAGAAAGGAGUGGAUGUUGCUAUUGAACGGUUGAAUAAAGGAGAAUGGAUUCAUGUUUUUCCUGAAGGUAACCAAUGCAGAGUCACCGUGCUUAUAGGAGAGCCAAUGGAGUUCACGGAGACUGUAGAAGAAUAUCGAAAUGCCAAGAAAACUGCUAUGGAGGCAAGAAAACACAUCACUGAUAAGAUACAAGAGCGGUUUAAGGAGCUCAAGGAGGAGACACAGCUCCUGCACAGCAAAUGGAGAUAACACCUCACCAAAUAUUUUUAUUUUAGAGAUUUAAAAUGUUUUUGGUGCUUGAUUUAUUUGAUCUGAUUCUUAAUUCUCCCCUCUAGCUGCUAUACAUCUCCUUGUUAAUUACUAACGAGAAUUUGGUUGUGAUGUUACUGCCAAAAGGCGAAUCUUUUCGUG
This is a messenger RNA of Stylophora pistillata, 1742 nucleotides long. RefSeq names its product tafazzin. Gene Ontology annotation, biological process: cardiolipin acyl-chain remodeling; inner mitochondrial membrane organization. The record is from RefSeq and is a predicted model, not a curated record. Gene Ontology annotation, molecular function: 1-acylglycerophosphocholine O-acyltransferase activity. Gene Ontology annotation, cellular component: mitochondrial membrane. NCBI's taxonomy places the organism in Eukaryota, Metazoa, Cnidaria, Anthozoa, Scleractinia, Pocilloporidae.